Molecule: messenger RNA, 723 nt
Organism: Saccharomyces eubayanus
Lineage: Eukaryota; Fungi; Ascomycota; Saccharomycetes; Saccharomycetales; Saccharomycetaceae
Gene: NRK1
Product: ribosylnicotinamide kinase
Exons: 1
Coding region: 1-723 (240 amino acids)
Cellular component (GO): cytoplasm
Molecular function (GO): kinase activity; ATP binding
Source: RefSeq, a predicted model, not a curated record
AUGACUUCGAAGAAAAUAAUACUCGUUGCCUUGAGUGGAUGCUCCUCUAGUGGUAAAACCACUAUAGCUAAACUCACAGCGAACUUAUUUAAGGAGGCCACAUUGAUCCAUGAAGAUGAUUUCUAUAAACAUGACAAGGACGUACCAGUAGAUACCAAAUAUAACAUUCAAAACUGGGACUCACCAGAAGCUUUGGAUUUCAAACUAUUUGGCGCAGAGUUAGAUUUAAUCAAACAAACAGGCAAAAUUGCAACCAAACUAAUUCAUAAUGACAACGUAGAUGAUCCCUUCACAAAGUUUUGUAUUGAUAAACAAGUUUGGAAUGAGCUAGGAGCUAUGUAUGACUCUAUUGAUCAUGACAAGUAUCAAGUUGUUAUUGUAGAUGGAUUUAUGAUUUUCAAUAAUACUGAAAUAUCUAGAAAAUUCGAUUUGAAAAUUUUAGUGCGUGCCCCCUAUGAAGUAUUGAAAAAAAGAAGGUCCUCCAGAAAGGGAUAUCAAACGUUGGAUUCCUUCUGGGUGGAUCCACCGUAUUAUUUCGACGAAUUUGUGUAUAAGUCUUAUCGAGAAAGCCACGCCCAAUUGUUUGUUAAUGGAGAUGUAGAGGGUAAUUUGGAUCCAGUAAAGGCCAAGCAUAUUAAAGAGUUUAUAAAUAACGACAACACACCGAUUGAAAGCCCUUUAAAAUCGGUGUGCUAUGAAAUUUUAAAGCUUUGUAAGGACUAG